Molecule: messenger RNA, 470 nt
Organism: Erinaceus europaeus (western European hedgehog)
Lineage: Eukaryota; Metazoa; Chordata; Mammalia; Eulipotyphla; Erinaceidae
Product: protein dpy-30 homolog
Exons: 1
Coding region: 7-294 (95 amino acids)
Cellular component (GO): Set1C/COMPASS complex
Source: RefSeq, a predicted model, not a curated record
GCUGCCAUGGAGCCGAAGCAGAUGCUGGAGGGGCAGUCGCAGGUCUCAGAGAACCCCUACGCCGAGUACCGGCUCACCGACAACGUGGAGAGCAUAGUAGAAAAUGAGACUAUUAAUGCAGAAAAGUCAUCAAAACAGAAAGUGGAUCUCCAGUCUCUGCCAGCUCUUGCCUACGUGGAUCAGACAGUUGUGCCUGUCUUAUUACAGGGGCUCGCUGUGCUGGCAAAGGAAAGAACACCAAAUCCCAUUGAGUUUUUAGCAUCCUAUCUUUUGAAAAAACAAGGCACAGUUUGAAGAUCGAAACUGACUUACUGAGAAGAACAGAGAAAUUCGGUUUCUACUCUCAAUUUACAGGAUUAAGAGGCAGCUUUAAUUGCCAUGAUUCCCCCCCCCCCCCCCCCACACACACACCUCUUGGAAGUAUAAGCAGCUUCAGGACAACAGAACUUGUUUGCAGAAGAAAACAUCCU